Pneumocystis jirovecii RU7 is the source of this 1191-nucleotide messenger RNA. RefSeq lists its product as uncharacterized. The record is from RefSeq and is a predicted model, not a curated record. NCBI's taxonomy places the organism in Eukaryota, Fungi, Ascomycota, Pneumocystomycetes, Pneumocystales, Pneumocystaceae. The coding region runs from base 1 to 1191 and encodes 396 amino acids. Gene Ontology annotation, biological process: ergosterol biosynthetic process. Gene Ontology annotation, molecular function: Delta14-sterol reductase activity. Gene Ontology annotation, cellular component: endoplasmic reticulum membrane. The transcript has 7 exons.
AUGCAAUUAUUGCGUAAAAAGUGCUUGUUUUAUCAAAAGAAAGAAUUUGUUCGUUCUUUAUCAGUAACAGUUAUUAUUUUUUCAACCCCGUUUAUUGUUUAUGAAUUAUACUUUUUGUGCAAUGAAAAUGGAUGUAAAUUCUCUCUGAUGUAUAUUUUGGAGUCUUUUUUUCAGAAUGAACCUUUGUUUGAUCCUUUUGCAUUCAUAGUUUAUUUUUUAUGGUGGAUUCUUUUAAUCUCUGCUUGGGUUUUUCUUCCUGGAUAUUUUAAACAAGGAAACAUUUUGGAUAAUGGGGCCCGUUUGACUUACAAGAUUAAUGGAUUUCGUACUUUGAUUUUUGUUUUGAGUAUUUGUACUAUAGGAUUUUAUUUGAAAGGUGUAGAUUUUUUGGAAUUUGUGUGGAGCCAUUAUCUUGGAUUGAUUACUAGUUCUUUGAUAUUUUCUAUAGCACUUUCAUGCUAUACUUAUGCUUGCAGCUUUUUAAGUAAUCGAUGUCUUUCAAAGGCUGGUAAUACUGGUAAUUAUAUUUAUGAUUUUUAUAUGGGUCGAGAGUUAAAUCCUAGAAUUGGUUUAUUUGACAUUAAGGAAUUUGUUGAAUUAAGACCUGGCAUCAUUCUUUGGGUUGUGCUUAACUUGUCGUUUGCUGCCCAUCAAUAUAUUCAUUUAGAAGGACAGAUUACAAAUAGUAUGGUUCUUGUUUGUUUGUUUCAAAUAUGGUACUGUGUUGAUUCCCUUUGGAACGAAGAGCUUGUUUUAACCACUAUGGAUAUUACAACCGAAGGAUUUGGAUAUAUGUUAUGUUUUGGGUCUAUUACAUGGGUUCCGUUUAUUUAUUCGUUUCAAGCACGAUAUUUAGCGUUUCAUCCUGUUUACUUAAGUAAUUUUGCAGUUAUUGGGAUUAUAUUACUUCAAUGUUUGGGAUUUUGGAUUUUCCGAGGUGCAAAUAGUCAAAAAGAUGCCUUUAGAAAGAACCCAGAGGCGUCAAGUGUUCGGCAUCUAACAUAUAUAACAACAGAAAAAGGCAAUAAACUGAUUACAAGUGGAUGGUGGGGGAGAUCUCGACAUAUAAAUUAUUUUGGUGAUUGGCUUAUGGCAUGGGCAUGGUGUCUUCCUACUGGAUUUGAAAAUCCUAUAACUUACUUUUAUGUUGUUUAUUUUGCUGUAUAUUCUCCAUCAUUUGUGCUUCUUUAG